Heterotrigona itama is the source of this 873-nucleotide messenger RNA. The record is from the annotation of a GenBank genome assembly. NCBI's taxonomy places the organism in Eukaryota, Metazoa, Arthropoda, Insecta, Hymenoptera, Apidae.
AUGCCAUUCGGCAUUAAUGACUCGAUUCGAGCGGGAACUUGCAGAUCUCCGCUAGUCUCGCGAACGAACGAAUCUCGGCGGCCAACUCUCGUCACCGUCUCGUUCUCUUGUUCCAGAUACGACCUAGAAGCGGACAAGCUUUACUCCAUCACGUGGUACAAGGAUCACGAGGAAUUCUACAGAUACGUGCCUAGAGGGGAACCCAUGAAGCACAGCUAUCGCGUGGAGGGCGUUAAAGUUGACCACCGGCAGUCCAAUCACCAGCAGGUGCUGCUGCAGGACGUCAGCCUGCACAGCAGCGGACAAUACAAGUGCGAGGUGAGCGCGGAGGCACCAAGCUUCAACUCGGUCAGCGCAGAAGCCAGCAUGGAAGUCGUAGUUUUGCCGCAAGACGGGCCGUCGAUAACCGGCGAGGAGAAGGUCUACGCGACCGGCGACGUCCUUGGGAUGAACUGCACCAGCGGCAGUUCUUAUCCAGCCGCGAUCCUCAAAUGGUUCAUCAAUGGGGAGCAGGUGAAACCAGACACGGAAAUGGCGUUCGAGCAGCACGGACUCUACUCGGUGAUAUCCAGUUUACGACUGCAAUUGGAACCGGAUCACAUCGCCGGCGACAAAAUAAACGUCAGUGGAAGGACACGCCGGCCUCGCGACGCCUUCCGUCUGCCUGACACUGGCCAGCGCGCUACUUCUCAGACUACUGGCUGCGGUCUAGGAAAUAAAUACCACGUAACGAAGCCCACUCGUCGCGUGUGAAACGCGCGCGGCUGGCCGCGCUCGCGUCCACCACACCGACGCUGUUGCCACACGCCUGGACUCCUCCAUCGAAGACGACAGGAAGAAGAUUUAGCAAGAGGGAAACUCCAGAGAGAGGGA